Molecule: messenger RNA, 6009 nt
Organism: Synchiropus splendidus (mandarinfish)
Lineage: Eukaryota; Metazoa; Chordata; Actinopteri; Syngnathiformes; Callionymidae
Product: myosin-8-like
Exons: 39
Coding region: 81-5870 (1929 amino acids)
Cellular component (GO): myosin complex
Molecular function (GO): actin filament binding; ATP binding; cytoskeletal motor activity
Source: RefSeq, a predicted model, not a curated record
AAGGUUUUCGGGUACUCACGCAUCCUACUGUGCUACAGUGCUAAUGGCGAAAGAAUGCGAAAUAAUAAGGAGCUGCAGAGAUGAGUUCAGAUGCUGAGAUGAGUGUUUUUGGGGAGGCGGCCCCGUACCUGAGGAGACCAGAGCGGGAACGACUUGAAGCCCAAAACAAGCCAUUUGAUGCCAAAACUGCAGUGUUUGUGGUGGAUCCAAAGGAGCUCUUUGUAAAAGGCACUUUGCAGGGCAAAGAUAAAGAAGGAAGAGCAACUGUUAAAAAGCAUUCCGGGCAGGUGGUGACGGUGAAGGAUGACGAAGUCUUCCCAAUGAAUCCACCAAAGUUCGACAAGAUCGAGGACAUGGCCAUGAUGACUCACCUGAAUGAAGCGGCUGUGCUGUACAACCUCAAAGAGCGCUAUGCAGCAUGGAUGAUUUACACCUACUCUGGCCUCUUCUGUGUGACUGUCAACCCGUACAAGUGGCUUCCGGUUUACAACCAGGAGGUGGUGGUGGCCUACAGAGGGAAGAAGCGCCAGGAGGCCCCACCACACAUCUUCUCCAUCUCGGACAACGCCUAUCAGUUCAUGCUCACUGAUCGAGAGAACCAGUCCAUCCUGAUCACUGGAGAAUCUGGAGCAGGAAAGACUGUCAACACCAAACGUGUCAUCCAGUACUUUGCGACAAUCGCUGGCACUGGAGACAGAAAGAAAGAGGCUGCUUCAUCAGGCAAGCUGCAGGGAAAUCUGGAAGACCAGAUCAUCUCUGCUAACCCGCUGCUCGAAGCAUUUGGGAAUGCCAAGACUGUCAGGAACGACAACUCUUCACGCUUUGGAAAAUUUAUCAGAAUCCACUUUGGGACUUCAGGAAAACUGGCGUCGGCAGACAUUGAAACUUAUCUUUUGGAAAAAUCCAGAGUGACAUUUCAACUGUCUGCAGAGAGAAGUUACCACAUUUUCUAUCAGAUCAUGUCCAACAAGAAGCCAGAGCUCAUCAAGACGCUUCUCAUCACUACCAACCCCUAUGACUAUCCAUUUGUUAGCCAGGGGGAGAUCAGCGUGGCCAGCAUCGAUGACAGCGAUGAACUACUGGCUACGGAUAGUGCCAUCCAAACCCUCGGCUUCAGCGGGGAUGAGCGAGUUGGCAUUUACAAGCUGACUGGUGCAGUGAUGCAUUAUGGUAAUAUGAAGUUUAAACAAAAGCAGCGUGAAGAGCAGGCGGAGCCAGAUGGCACGGAAGUGGCUGACAAAGCAGCUUACCUGAUGGGCCUGAACUCCGCGGACCUGCUGAAGGCCUUGUGCUAUCCUCGAGUGAAGGUUGGAAAUGAGUAUGUGACCAAAGGACAAACUGUCCAACAGGUGUACAACUCCAUUGGAGCUUUGGCCAAGUCUGUGUACGAAAAGAUGUUUUUGUGGAUGGUCCUGCGCAUUAAUCAGAUGCUGGACACAAAGCAACCUCGGCAGUUCUUCAUCGGAGUGCUAGACAUUGCCGGCUUUGAGAUCUUCGACUACAAUAGUCUGGAGCAGCUGUGCAUCAACUUCACCAAUGAAAAACUGCAACAGUUUUUCAACCAUCACAUGUUUGUGCUGGAGCAGGAAGAGUAUAAAAAGGAAGGGAUCGAGUGGAAGUUCAUUGACUUUGGGAUGGACCUUGCUGCCUGCAUUGAGCUUAUCGAGAAGCCAAUGGGUAUUUUUUCCAUCUUGGAAGAAGAAUGCAUGUUCCCGAAGGCGUCAGACACCACCUUCAAAAACAAGCUGUAUGACCAGCAUCUGGGGAAGUCCAACAACUUUCAGAAGCCCAAACCUGUUAAAGGCAAGGCAGAGGCUCAUUUCUCCCUGAUACAUUACGCCGGCACCGUGGACUACAGCAUCACAGGGUGGCUGGAUAAAAACAAGGAUCCGCUGAAUGAAACCGUGGUCCAGUUGUACCAGAAAGCUGGGCUCAAACUCCUGGCUUUCCUCUACUGCAGCUAUUCUUCUACUGAGGGGGAUACGAAGAAAACUGCUAAAAAGAAGGGCUCAUCCUUCCAGACUGUCUCUGCACUGUUCAGGGAGAACCUCGGAAAGUUGAUGACAAACCUCAGGAGCACACAUCCACACUUUGUCAGGUGUCUUAUUCCAAAUGAAACAAAAACUCCAGGGAUUAUGGAGCACCAUUUGGUGAUCCAUCAGCUCAGAUGUAAUGGUGUUCUGGAAGGAAUCAGGAUCUGCAGGAAAGGCUUCCCGAGCAGGAUACUGUAUGGAGAUUUCAAGCAAAGGUACAAAGUACUGAAUGCAAGCGUGAUUCCUGACGGACAGUUCAUUGACAAUAAGAAAGCUGCAGAGAAGCUCUUGGGAUCCAUCGAUGUGGACCACACGCAGUACAAGUUUGGCCACACUAAGGUGUUCUUCAAAGCAGGUCUUCUGGGCCUCCUGGAAGAGAUGAGGGAUGAAAGAUUGGCGUCUCUCAUCACCAUCACGCAAGCCUUGGCCCGUGGCUUCCUCAAGAGAAAAGAGAUUCAAAAAAUGACCCUACGGAGGGAAUCCAUUUAUAUCAUCCAAUACAACAUUCGCUCCUUCAUGAAUGUCAAACACUGGCCGUGGAUGAAGCUGUACUUCAAGAUCAAGCCACUGCUGCGGAGCGCUGAGAUGGAGAAGGAGAUGGCUAUGAUGAAAGAGGACUUUGCCAAGUGUAAGGAGGAUUUAGCCAAAGCUGAGGCAAAGAAAAAGGAGCUGGAAACCAAAAUGGUUUGCUUGAUUCAGGAGAAAAAUGAUUUAAGCCUCCAGAUUCAAACUGAAAGUGAGAGUCUGGCCGAUGCGGAAGAAAGAUGCGAGGGACUUAUUAAAAGCAAAAUAUUAUUGGAGGCAAAAGCCAAAGAGCUCAGCGAGAGACUGGAAGAUGAGGAGGAAGUCAACGCUGAACUGACCGCCAGGAAGCGGAAACUGGAGGACGAAUGCUCUGAGCUAAAGAAGGAUAUUGAUGACUUGGAGCUAACGCUGGCUAAAGUUGAGAAGGAAAAACAUGCUUCUGAAAACAAGGUGAAGAAUCUCACGGAGGAAAUGUGCACCCUUGACGACACCAUAGCCAAGUUAUCGAAGGAGAAGCUGGCCUUGCAAGAAUCGCACCAGCACACACUGGAGGACCUUCAAGCCGAGGAAGACAAAGUCAACUCUCUGACCAAAGCCAAGACCAAGCUGGAGCAACAAGUCGACUAUUUGGAGGGCUGUUUGGAACAAGAGAAGAAGAUUCGCAUGGAUGUUGAGAGAGGCAAGAGGAAGCUUGAAGGAGAUCUCAAGCUAUGCCAAGAAUCCAUAAUGGAUUUGGAGAAUGAGAAACAGCAGUUGGAAGAACGACUUAAAAAAAAUGGCUUUGAACUGAACCAACUUACUUCUAAAAUCGAGGAUGAGCAAAGUAUUACAGUUCAAACUCAAAAGAAGAUCAAGGAGCUUCAGACCCGCAUCGAGGAGCUGGAAGAGGAAGUUGACGCCGAGCGUGCCGCCAGAUGCAAAGUGGAGAAGCAGAGGUCUGACCUUACCAGGGAACUUGAUGAGAUCAGUGAGCGGCUGGAAGAAGCUGGAGGUGCUCAAACACUGCACAUUGAGAUGAACAAGAAGAGGGAGGCUGAGUUCCACAAACUCAAGAGAGACCUUGAAGAAGCCAAUCUCUUUCAUGAGGCAACGGCUGCUGCCCUGAGGAAGAAGCAUGCAGACAGCGUGGCUGAGCUGGGAGAGCAGAUUGAUAAUCUGCAAAGAGUCAAGCAGCACCUGGAGAAGGAGAAGGCUGAAUGCAAGAUGGAGAUCGACGACUUGUCCAGCAACAUAGAAGCUGUCGUGAAGACAAAGAUCAACUACGAAAAGAUGUGCCACUCUCUGGAGGACCAGCUGAGUGACUACAAAGCAAAACACGACGAGAAUACUCGUUUGAUCUCUGAAAUCAACACUCAAAGGGCCAGACUUCAGAGUGAGAACGGUGAGUUCUGCCGUGUUGUGGAGGAGAAGGAGAUGAUGCUCAACCAAAUGUCCAGGGCUAAACUUGCUUCCUCGCAACAAAUUGAGGAACUGAAGAGGCAGCUUGAAGAGGAAACCAAGGCUAAGAAUGCCAUCGCCCAUGCUCUUCAGUCCGCCCGUCAUGACUGCGACCUGCUGAGAGAGCAGUAUGAGGAAGAGCAGGAGGCUAAGGCCGACCUCCAGAGGGGAUUAACCAAGGGCAAUGCUGAGGUGGCCCAGUGGAGAACCAAAUACGAGACCGAUGCCAUCCAGCGCAAUGAUGAGCUGGAGGAGUCAAAAAAAAAACUCGCACAACGUCUGCAAGAGGCGGAGGAGGCCAUCGAAGCUGUGAGUGCCAAGUGCUCGUCUCUGGAGAAGACAAAGCAGAGACUCCAAGGAGAAGUGGAGGACCUCAUGUCUGACUUGGACAGAGCAAAUGCGCAAGCUGCCAGUCUGGACAAGAAGCAGAAAUGCUUUGAUAAGAUUCUGUCCGAGUGGAAGCAGAAGUAUGAAGAGAGUCAAGCUGAACUUGAUGGCUCACAAAGGGAGAGUCGCUCGCUCAGCACUGAGCUGUUCAAAAUAAAGAAUUCCUAUGAAGAAGCCGUGGAGCACCUGGAGGUCCUCAAACGAGAGAACUCCAACCUGCAACAGGAAAUUGCGGACUUGACGGAACAACUUGGAGAGAAAGGCAAAGCCUUGAAUGAGCUGGAAAAGAUGAAGAAACAAACUGAGACGGAGAAGACGACCUAUCAAACAGCCCUGGAGGAGGCUGAGGCUUCACUUGAACACGAAGAAUCCAAAAUCCUCCGCGUCCAGCUUGAGCUCACCCAGGUGAAGGGUGAGGUGGAUCGCAGGCUGGCUGAUAAGGACGAGGAGAUUGACCAGAUGAAGCGCAACCAUCAGCGCGCAGUGGAGACGAUGCAAGCAGCACUGGAUGCAGAAACACGUGGCAGGAAUGACGCCAUGAGGAUUAAGAAAAAGAUGGAGAACGACUUGAAUGAAAUGGAAAUCCAACUCAGCCACAGUAACCGCCAGGCAGCUGAAGCCCAGAAACAGCUGAGGAGCAUUCAAGCCCACCUUAAAGAGCAGACUGUACUGCUGGAUGAGGCGCUACGUAGCCAGGAGGAGCUGAAGGAGCAGGUGGCUGUGAUGGAGCGCCGCAGCACCCUGCAGCAGGCCGAGAUGGAGGAGCUCCGAGCUGCUCUGGAGCAGUCGGACAGGAGCCGGAAACUGGCUGAGCAGGAGCUGACUGAUACCUGUGAAAGAGUGGGAUUCCUUCAUUCACAGAACACCAGCCUUUUGAAUGUCAAGAAAAAGCUGGAUGCAGAUGUUAGCCAGCUGCAGGCUGAAGUUGAGGAGCUCACCCAAGAGUCUCGCAACGCCGAGGAGAAAACCAAAAAGGCGCUCACUGAUGCAUCCAUGAUGGCAGAGGAGCUGAAGAAGGAGCAAGACACAAGCAGCCACCUGGAGAGAAUGAAGAAGAACUUGGAGGCAUCUGUGAAGGACCUACAACUCCGUCUGGAUGAGGCAGAGAGUCUGGCUUUGAAAGGAGGCAAAAAGCAGCUGCAGAAGAUGGAGGCUCGGGUGCGUGAUCUGGAAGCUGAAGUGGAAGUGGAGCAGAGGCGAGCUGCGGAUGCCACCAAAGGGAUCCGUAAGUAUGAAAGGAGAAUCAAGGAGCUCACUUUCCAGACGGAGGAAGACAAGAAGACGGUGGUGAGGCUGCAGGACCUUGUGGACAAACUCCAACUUAAAGUCAAAACCUACAAGCGACAGAGUGAAGAAGUGGAAGAGCAGGCUAAUGGGUACCUUGCCAAAUUAAGAAAGAUGCAGCACGAGCUGGAUGAGGCUCAGGAGCGGGCAGACAAUGCAGAAACGCACAUCAACAAGAUGAGAACUAAGAGAAGAGAAUUCUGAAAGUUCUGACCUUCGCAGCUUGAAAUCGAGGAGCCAGAGUGUGACAACCGUUCUCAAACAUUUCAUCUCAAAAGUCAACCGAGCCCACUAUUUUGCUGUGUUAUUGUAGCCAAAUAAAGUUGUGUGCCGCAUCAGCCCC